UUACAUCAAAAAUCAGGAACUUAAAGGAGUACCACUAUAAAAUAACCAACAACAUCGCUCCACUGCCUACAGGAGUGGACAUUGCCAACACACUCAAAUAUUUCUCUCAAACUCUUCUCAGUGUUUUGAAAGAUGUGCCAAAUAUUCCAAUAGAAAGCUAUGGUGCUCGGCAGAGAGACAGUGUUCGCCAGUCAAUAUUUCCCACCUUAAACUACUCUGGCCUAUACCAGGCUGUCCUGAGCAUACUUGAUCUGAUGCCGGUAAUGCCAGUUGGGCAACUGGCUUUAGGGGAAGCAAUCUUGAAUGUUUUGGGUUGGCUGGUCCCAUUCCUUGAACAUGACUUACUGGAUACACUGCCCUACACGGUAGCCUCAACUCUGGCCAUCUUUCCACCAACUCUUCACAAAGACACCAUUGAUCUCCUUUGUACAAGCUUGCUGCCAAUGACUUUGAAUUCAGAAUCAGGUGAAGACCCAACAUAUGCUAGUGAAUCAGCAGCUGCCAUUAUAACCAUGGUAUUUCAGCAUACAGAAAAUGGAGCUUUUCAUUCCCAAAUUCUGGAGUGUUUUAUGAGUAUGAAGAAGAACAUCAUCAAGGAUAUUUUGAGCAUCAUAGCCUAUGGCCCCCCAGGAGCCAAAGCUCCAGCCGUGCACUUGCUGUUCCACUAUUGGCCACAGUUGAACCCUGCUCUCACUGACAGAAGGGGGAUACACUACAAAUACAGUG
Messenger RNA from Candidula unifasciata, 726 nucleotides. NCBI's taxonomy places the organism in Eukaryota, Metazoa, Mollusca, Gastropoda, Stylommatophora, Geomitridae. The record is from the annotation of a GenBank genome assembly.